Messenger RNA from Lodderomyces parapsilosis, 2934 nucleotides. RefSeq names its product DEAH-box ATP-dependent RNA helicase (gene PRP22). Gene Ontology annotation, cellular component: intracellular anatomical structure; catalytic step 2 spliceosome. The transcript has a single exon. The coding region runs from base 1 to 2934 and encodes 977 amino acids. Gene Ontology annotation, molecular function: ATP binding; RNA binding. Lineage: Eukaryota; Fungi; Ascomycota; Pichiomycetes; Serinales; Debaryomycetaceae. The record is from RefSeq and is a predicted model, not a curated record. Gene Ontology annotation, biological process: spliceosomal complex disassembly.
AUGACAACUAUCCAGAAUGGUGAGGCGAGGGUGAACUUACAACGGGAUAUAAUCAAAAAACACCUACAUUUACAUGACGACGAAAGCAUUAAAUUAACUUUGAACUUUCUCGCAGAACUACAUAGUAAAUCAUCCUCAUCAUUUCAAGCAUUCCAUGAGAGAGUCAAACAAAAUGGAGGUGAGGAUUUUGAUGCCACAUUUUUGAGAGAGAUUUAUAGCUCGCUAGGGCAGAGCCAAUUAGAAGGUAGAAACGACGGUGCUUUUCAUGUACGUUCAACCCCUGAGACGUUUCUUGGUCAGGUCUUUGAGGGUAAGGUCAUCUCCAUUCGCCCUUAUGGAGCAUUCAUUCGUUUCAACAAUACAUCGGGCCUUUGCCAUAUAUCUCAGGUUUCUUAUGACGGGUCUAGAACCACACUGGUUGAUAUGCAACCAAAUCAAAAAGUAUAUGUCAAGGUUAUUAACGAAGGGCAUGACAACGGGGGAAGAAUUUCACUCUCCAUGAGGGGGAUCAACCAAAACACCGGAAUUGAUGAAUCACAAGAAAGGAGCAGUGUCAGUGAGGAAUGGACAUCAAGACCCUCGGAGACACACUCAACCACUCCUUCCGACAGACUACACCAUGAAUUGGAAAUUGACACCGAAAUUGAAUUGAAUGAUGCCAGACCAUCAUUUUUGAAAAACAAGGGGUUUACUGAGACCCCCUCUAUGAACAAGGUCCUCAGUAUGGACGGUGUAAUGACCAAAGCUGCUGAAAAUGGAUCCGAUUUUGCAAGAAAAUUUAGAGAGGAAAAGCUCCAGAAAGAAAAGGAAAAGAAUAAAGCCAGUCACCAACAGAUAGAUCCUCUUGCGAAUAAGGAAAAAACUGAACAAGUGAUUUCAGAGUGGAAAAAAUCUCACAAGCUCACUUCUUUUCAAAAGCCGACCAAACUCACCAUUGAGGAGCAGAAAAAGUCGCUCCCAGUAUACGACAUGCGAGCGAAUCUCAUUCAAAUGAUUAGAGAUAACCAAUUCGUUGUAAUUGUGGGUGAGACCGGUUCAGGAAAGACGACUCAAAUUGUGCAAUACAUUUAUGAAGAAGGACUAAAUGUGGUUCAAGGAGAGUCAAGAAUAAUCGGCUGUACCCAACCGAGACGUGUGGCGGCCACAUCAGUUGCGAAAAGAGUAUCUGAGGAAGUUGGUUGUACUCUUGGAGAUGAAGUUGGGUACAAUGUUCGAUUUGAUGAUAAAACUACCUCCAAGACAAUGAUAAAGUACAUGACUGACGGUAUGUUGGAAAGAGAGGCUCUCACAGAUCCAGAAAUGAGCAAGUAUGCAAUUAUUAUGUUGGACGAGGCGCACGAAAGAACGAUUGCCACCGAUGUGUUAUUUGCUUUGUUGAAAAAAGCUGCGCUUGCAAACCCCAAUUUGAAAAUAAUUGUCACUUCUGCUACUUUGGAUUCUGAGAAAUUUUCCAAAUUCUUUAAUAAUUGCCCGAUAUUAACUAUACCUGGUAGAACCUACCCUGUGGAGGUUCUCUGCACGAAAGAGCCAGAGAUGGAUUACUUGUCGGCUGCGUUGGACACGGUUAUUCAGAUACACAUUUCUGAACCUAAUGGAGAUAUAUUGGUAUUUCUUACAGGACAAGAGGAAAUUGACACUAGCUGUGAAGUGCUUGCCGAGCGAGCGAAAGUGUUGGGUGACUCUGCCCCUGAGCUCAUUAUCCUACCAGUGUACUCAGCAUUACCCGCAGAAAUGCAAGCCAGAAUAUUUGAACCCACUCCUCCUGGAUCACGCAAAGUUAUAUUGGCAACCAAUAUUGCUGAAACUUCAAUCACAAUAGAUGGUAUAUACUACGUUGUUGACCCUGGAUAUGUCAAGUUGAACGGGUACGACCCAAAACUGGGGAUGGACACGUUAAAGAUUACCCCUAUUAGCAAAGCACAAGCCAAUCAGCGAAGUGGUAGAGCAGGUAGAACCGGACCAGGAAAAUGUUAUCGCUUGUACACUGAGCAGUCAUAUAUCAAGGAAAUGCUUCCAAAUACAGUUCCCGAGAUUCAACGACAAAAUUUAUCGCAUACAAUUCUCAUGUUGAAAGCCAUUGGGAUUGAUGAUGUACUUCAUUUUGAGUUUAUGGAUCCCCCCUCAAAGAAUUCAAUGAUGACCUCGUUGGAGGACCUUUACAUGUUGGAAGCGUUGGACGAUGAUGGAGAGCUCACUCUUUUGGGUCGAAAAAUGGCUGAUUUCCCCAUGGAACCAGCGCUUGCAAAAACACUCAUCCAAUCGGUUGAUUUAAACUGUACCGAAGAGAUUUUAACCAUUGUCGCUAUGCUCUCAGUACAAACCGUUUUCCAUCGACCAAAGGAGAAACAAAACCUUGCCGACCAACGGAAGGCGAGAUUUCAUUCAACCAAAGGUGACCAUUUGACUUUGCUCAACGUGUACAACCGUUGGUGUGCAAGCAAGUAUAGUAAGGAUUGGUGUCGAGAUAAUUUCAUCCAGGAAAGGAGUAUGCGACAUGCAAAGGAGGUUCGGAGACAAUUACAGACAAUAAUGACAAAACACAAGUACCCGGUAAAUUCCUGUGGCAAUGAUUUGGAUGCGAUCAGAAAGACUUUAUGUUGUGGUUAUUUCAAAAAUGUAGCCAAACGUGAUUCCGGAGAAGGGUAUAAAACGUUAUCCAAGAAUGAAACUGUUUACCUACAUCCCUCCUCAAGUCAGUUUGGCAAGAACCCCGAGUAUCUAUUAUACCAUGCAAUAGUCAUGACCUCUCGUGAGUACAUGCAUUGUGUCACUGUCAUUGAUCCUGAGUGGCUUUGCCAAUACGCUCCAAAGUAUUUCAAAUUAGCUGAUCCCUACAGCCAGGCCAAAAAGAAGCAAAAGAUUGUACCAUUGGCAUCAUUUGGUAAUCGUAAUCAGAAAAAACCAUUGGGAUGGAGACCAGGAAAGAAGAAAUAA